AUGCACCAAGGUGGCGGGUCCACCACCAAAAACAACUAUUUCCAGAGGAGCCCUGGGUUAUCAAACCAAAAUAAACAACAUUCUCACAGGUUCAAGCCGUUUGGGCUGCAACCAGGGCAGGGAGCCCCUAUGGAUAUCGGCACGGUCCAAGGUGGACAGAUGCACAGAUUCAAGGGGAACUUCUACAAUUGUGGCCAAGAGGGACACAUGUCCCAAGACUGUAGAAACAAGGUGCAGGCCGCCCAACAAAAAAAUAACCAAGGGCGCCAGACACGCCAAUUAGAAACUGAAAAGCUGGAUGAUUGGCUCAAUACUCUGGCCGGUCGUUCGUACAACAAAAUCCAGGCCUUUUUUUUUUACGACCAACAGGUCGCUGAGAUGAAGGCUCAGGGAAAAGAGUUCGGAGCUUAG
This is a messenger RNA of Serpula lacrymans var. lacrymans S7.9, 411 nucleotides long. RefSeq lists its product as uncharacterized. The transcript has a single exon. Gene Ontology annotation, molecular function: zinc ion binding; nucleic acid binding. Lineage: Eukaryota; Fungi; Basidiomycota; Agaricomycetes; Boletales; Serpulaceae. The record is from RefSeq and is a predicted model, not a curated record. Bases 1 to 411 code for a protein of 136 amino acids.